CCGGACUACUGUAUGUGCGACACAGCAUUCAACGCAAGCUUCUACAGGUGAUCACAUUGUUCGGCUUUGAUGUACCGCAGCGCCGGGGAGCAUUAGAAGGUCAACGGCUCUUUUCUACAUUACAGAACAUUUAAUUUUCAUUAAUAAUCUGAGCUAGUCUCACACACAGCUUAUCGAUGAUACUAACUUAAAUACAGAGUCGUAUUAGAUCGUGAUGAGGGAAGCAGAAGGUGGUCAUUUUCACUCCCACGCGUUCCUCUUCGUUUCGUUUGGGGCAGCCUUCCAGGGAUUUUAGUUCUGUGUGUUGCCUCCUGUCCUUUCCUGUUGAACAUGUCUCCUUCGCUGUCCAUGUUGCUAGUAGGAGAGGGGAACUUUUCGUUCUCUGCCUCUGUGACUCAGUUUUACAGUGGAACAGAAACUAGCGUGACAGCCACUUGUCUGCAGCCUCAGGAGGAGGCACUGCGACACGAAAGAGCUGCCACCAACAUCCAGAUUAUCAAGGACUCAGGAGGAACAGUACUUUUCAAUGUGGACUGCACAAAGCUGGGGGACUGUACCUCUCUCCAGGGUCGUGUGUUUGACCGUGUGGUGUUCAACUUCCCUCACUGCGGGAGGAAGAGUGGGGUCAAAAAGAACAGGGACCUUCUCAAAAACUUCUUCCUCAGUUGUGUUGAGCUGCUGGCUGAAGAUGGAGAGGUUCAUGUGUCCUUGUGCAACGGGCAGGGUGGGACACCAGUCGACCACCCGAAGCGAGAGUGGCACAACAGCUGGCAGGUGGCUGCCAUGGCAGCAGAGGCACACCUGAUCCUUAAUGACGUCCGACCUUUUGAGAGCGAGAAAUACCAGAGCUACAAGUGCACCGGAUACAGGAGCCAGGAUAAGGGCUUUCAUGUGGAGAAGGCUUUAGUCCACGUGUUCAUUCGCAGCAUCCCCUACACCUCUGCUCAGAUACUUACAGUAGAAGAGGUGGUUGAGGGGGAGAGAGUCCAGUACAACAUACCUGCUGAGCUCAGUGAUUACAUAUUCAGGGGAUUUCUCUGCUCAGGCUCUGUCCACCCAGUCAGGUUGGUGCAAGAUUAUAUUAUCAAAGGUCUCACAGAAAAGUGGUCGGUCUCUAUGACAACAGAGACCAUUCCAUUCCUCCUCACAGCCAAACAGCUGCAAGCGAGUCGUGACGUAGACAGUGCCCACUGCUACUGGAUUAACCUUAUUCAGAAAGACCUCAGCCCGGAUGCGGACGCCCCCAUAGACAAAGAGACAGAUUCACUUCAGGGACAGGCAAACACACAGAAUGCCUCUUCAACUAUAUGUGUAACCUCACAUAAAGCUGACAGAGUGAGGAGCAAAGGACUUGAGAGCUUAAUGUCUGCAUGCUCUGUCGAUGUUGACCCCGAUGAGGAAAGUGGUGUUUUUCUGCUGCGUCCAUCCCUGAUCCCUCAGAUGGAAUUGCUUCCAACUAAGAAAGAAGAGUGGAUUACGAAUGCAGAGGGUCAUGUUGAGUGUGCAGAGAGUAAUAUAAAUGUUGAACAACAUGAUAAGGAGGGGCCCUGUGGGGACUGUAAUGGUGUCACCAGCUUUUUAUUUGGCAUUAGUGGCCUAGUGUUCAAGAACAUGCACAUUAGCCUCUGGGCUCUGCCGGCAUUUCAUGAGCUCCUAAUCACAGGCAUUUUCCCGGCAGACUGUGAGCCAAUCAAACUGCUUGGAGAAAGGCUGGAAACACUCCUCGUUCCCUAUGGGGUUUCCCUCAUCACAGAAAAGCAGGGUCUGCGUCUGACAGCAGCACCAAUGGGUUUGGUUGGAAGGGUCUUUGAGGGAAAAGCAUCCAACAACACAAGCCAUAACAGCAUCACCGUGUCUCUAAAUUUGGACCUCCUCGCUGUGCUCCUCUUCUCACUCCCUGAUUGGCGGAUCCUGUGGUCUCAUGACGAGCGCUUCUUAAAACAGUUUGCACUAUGCCCGCUGCCAGGCGAACCCUUUCAGCCAUUCUCCCUGUUCCCUGAGCACUUCAGCUUUGACAUCAGCUUCUGGACGGGGCCGAUAUGGGAGGAGAGGAAGUUCCACGCUGUGGUCCGAGAGGCCAGUCGUGGGACCGUGGAGCAGGUUAAACUCAUCGACAGGUUCUCUCAUCCUGACCUGAGCCAGACCAGUUACUGCUACAGACUCACCUACCGCUCACACGCGCAUGCUCUGUCACACAGACAAGCGCUCCAGUUUCAUCAGCAGCUGGAAUCCUUACUUUCCUCCCAAUUACAAGUUAAUAUCAGAUAGCUGUAUUGUAUAACAUAAGAAAAUGUAUGUGAAGAGUGUUUACAGUAGUUGAGGCAUUGUUUACUGUUGUGUGUUAUUGAAUGUGAAAUAAAGAAUGUGAAUAAAGAAA
Notolabrus celidotus (New Zealand spotty) is the source of this 2377-nucleotide messenger RNA. RefSeq names its product ferredoxin-fold anticodon binding domain containing 1 (gene fdxacb1). The record is from RefSeq and is a predicted model, not a curated record. Gene Ontology annotation, molecular function: rRNA (uridine-N3-)-methyltransferase activity. Bases 331 to 2268 code for a protein of 645 amino acids. The transcript is spliced from 5 exons. Gene Ontology annotation, biological process: rRNA base methylation. Lineage: Eukaryota; Metazoa; Chordata; Actinopteri; Labriformes; Labridae. Gene Ontology annotation, cellular component: cytoplasm.